Molecule: messenger RNA, 1938 nt
Organism: Symbiodinium sp. CCMP2456
Lineage: Eukaryota; Dinophyceae; Suessiales; Symbiodiniaceae
Source: the annotation of a GenBank genome assembly
AUGGCCGCGCGGGACCGAUCUCGCUCCGCAGUGGUGCGCGCGUCCCCACGUCCUGCUGCGGCCACCGUGAAGGCCUUCGACGAGAAGGACCCAGACCAAGGGGGCAGCAUUCUCCGGAAGACGGCAUCCAUGGUGGAGAACGGGUCUCCCAUGCACAUGUCGAGGAGGAGCAAGUUUGUUUGGUGUGUGAAGUCGAAGUUCGCGCGGCCAGAUGGGUCCAAGCUGUACUCCUACAACCCGGAAGAUGCCUGGCAGGACCCACGCGACACCCAUCGCGCCGUCACCAACACCAUUGUUUGCCAAGUCUGCGGCGCGCCUCUUCGCAAGAUCUUCUACCGGAUGAGGUGUUACGAGAGGAGGAGACUCGGCGAAAAGGGCGCCAGGCUGCUGCAUCCAGAGAUUUUCAUCGCUGGCCAGUAUUGCAUGCGCGCUUUGCUUGGCAGGGCGCGUCCACGGACACAGCGGCAGCAUCACCAGGAAGACGACGAUGAGGACGACGACGACGACGACGACCUGGGAUAUGAAGCCACACCCGAAGCUGAGAAGACCGCGCCGCGUAUUUCUGACGAUGGCCAGCGCGUGCCUGUGACCCCCGAUGCUUUGAAGGAGCCGGAGAGUGGCGGUGUGCCGGUCACCCCGCCUCCUCUACUCAAUGAGGUACGGCACUGUGAAACUGAGUCUUCCUCCAGCGACGGCGAGGAUGCAGACGAGCAGAAACCGAUGCGCCUGCGGUCGGGAACGGGAAUUGGCAUGUUCGAAGAGGACGAGUCAGCUGUCCGAAUUGCCCGGCCGACGAAUCGAGACAUCCCCGAGCUCAAGCCCUCCAUCUUUGGUGAUGGCUAUGUCUCCAUGCUGCCACUUGUGGCCCACGAUGCAGAGGACGACGGUGCAGGUGUCUUCAGCAAGCCUCCGCAUCUUCUCUAUCGGACCCUCUGGCCGGGUGUCGAUCGGCCACCCUACGUGGUGGUCAUUCCCAGCUACGGCCGGCCUCAGAGGCUCUGCCAGGAGACACUGUCUCUCCUCCGUCGGCAGCAGAUUCCUGAGCAGCUCAUUGAGGUGUCGCAAGCAACAGGAAUGGACAUGAGAGGAGUUGGUGCAGCCUUGAACACGCUCUUGUAUGUUAUGAUACGGCGUUCUGGCGUGGGUAGAACUCAAGAGCAGCGGGAUUACAUCAGCAAGCAUCAUCCUGAAGGUACUCACAUCGUGUCUUUCGACGAUGAUGUGCCGGAGCUGUUCUGCAAAAUGAGGGAGGGCACCACCCAAGAUACACUUCAGCCGCUACCGCCAGGAGCACUGGAAUGUGUGAUCCACCAUGCGAGAGAUCUGAUGCAUGAGCAAGGCGCAUACAUUUGGGGCUUCUCCCCGAGCGCGAACCCAAUGAAUAUGCGGCGAACGCAUAUAUCAAGGAGAAAUGGCAUGGUCAACGGCUUUGCCUAUGGAUAUCUCAACCGACAUAGCAACGAGUUCCGAUCUGUAUAUGGCUCGCCCACGGAGGAUGUUGAGCGCUCCUGUCGUUUCUUCAAUGCAGAUGGCAUAGUGCUGAGAUAUUCCAUGCACCCGGGUGCAGCGGGGGGGAUCAACCUGCUCUACAACACGGCACCGGAAACUUGGUAUUGGCUGGGUAGGUUCUGCGAGCCGCGUGCUAAGCAGACUGAGCAGGAUCAGCAGGUGUCUGUCACCACUCAGGAGGCAGCUGUAGCAGCAGAGCCGAAGAGGCAGGUCCAGCAGAGCGCAAGCGGCAAUGCAGCGAUUUUGGUCGAGGAUGAGCCUUCGGAAAACUCGGAUGAUGACAAUGUUCAGAUCGUGUCCGUGUCCGCCCCGCGGACGCUGCAUCCCUGGGUAGACAGCCUGGCUGGGGACGAGUCCUCCUUGAGUCCAGAACAAAUGAGGGUCUCGGCCUUUGGUGGCUACGCUCCCGUUUGGAGCAGCUUCUACUGA